Messenger RNA from Saxophila tyrrhenica, 3822 nucleotides. Its product is annotated as class II myosin. The transcript is spliced from 2 exons. Gene Ontology annotation, molecular function: actin filament binding; ATP binding; microfilament motor activity. Bases 1 to 3822 code for a protein of 1273 amino acids. Gene Ontology annotation, cellular component: actin cortical patch; actin cytoskeleton; cytoplasm. Gene Ontology annotation, biological process: vesicle transport along actin filament; endocytosis; actin filament organization. The record is from RefSeq and is a predicted model, not a curated record. NCBI's taxonomy places the organism in Eukaryota, Fungi, Ascomycota, Dothideomycetes, Mycosphaerellales, Extremaceae.
AUGGCCGUCACCAAACGAGCCGGGCGAAAGAAGGAUGCGGCGCAACCACAGGCCGGCGCAAGCUCAGGCGGUCAACCACAGAUCCGAAAAGCAGCCUUCGACACGACGAAGAAGAAGCAAGUCGGCGUAUCGGAUCUCACACUGAUCAGCAAGAUCUCCAACGAGGCCAUCAACGACAACCUCAAGAUCCGCUUCGAGAAUGCCGAAAUCUACACAUACAUCGGGCAUGUGCUGGUGUCCGUUAACCCGUUCAAAGAUCUGGGGAUAUACACCGAUCAGAUGCUGCAGAGCUACCAAGGAAAGAACAGGCUGGAAGUGCCGCCGCAUGUGUUCGCUAUCGCUGAGAGCGCGUACUACAACAUGAAGGCAUACAACGAGAACCAAUGCGUGAUUAUCUCUGGAGAGUCUGGUGCCGGCAAGACGGAGGCUGCGAAGAGAAUCAUGCAGUACAUUGCGAAUGUCUCGGGAGGCAGCAAUAGCUCGAUCCAGGAGAUCAAGGACAUGGUGCUGGCGACCAACCCGCUGUUGGAGUCGUUCGGAAAUGCGAAGACGCUGCGGAACAACAACUCCUCGCGAUUCGGAAAGUACUUGGAGAUCCAGUUCAACAGGCAAGGAGAGCCGGUGGGAGCGAACAUCAACAAUUACCUAUUGGAGAAGACGAGAGUGGUGGGGCAGAUCAAGGACGAGAGGAACUUCCACAUUUUCUACCAGUUCACGAAGGCUGCAAGUCAAGAACACCGAGCGAACUUUGGAGUACAGCAACCGACCACAUACACAUACACGAGCAAGAGCAAGUGCUACGAUGUGCCUGGAAUGGACGAUGUGGCAGAAUUCAAGGACACUCUAAAUGCGAUGAAGGUCAUUGGGCUGAGCCAGCAGGAGCAAGAUCAGGUCUUCCGAAUGCUCGCUGCUGUUCUGUGGAUUGGCAAUGUCUCGUUCAAAGAAGAUGACCAAGGCAACGCGGCAGUGGUUGAUCAAUCUGUCAUUGACUUUGUCGCAUAUCUCCUUGAAGUUGAGUCGGCACAUGUCAACAAGGUCAUGACCAUCCGAAUCAUUGAGACAAGCCGAGGAGGCCGAAGAGGCUCCGUCUACGAUUCGCCAAUGAACAUUGCUCAGGCCACGUCAGUCCGCGAUGCUCUAUCGAAGGCGAUAUACAACAACAUGUUCGACUGGAUUGUGCAGCGAGUCAACCAGGCUCUGCAAGCUCGUGGUACGCCCGCACACAGCAUCGGUAUUCUGGACAUCUACGGCUUCGAGAUCUUCGAGCGCAACUCUUUCGAGCAGCUUUGUAUCAACUACGUGAACGAGAAGCUGCAGCAGAUCUUCAUCCAGCUCACAUUGAAAACCGAGCAGGAAGAGUAUGAGCGGGAACAAAUCCAAUGGACGCCCAUCAAGUACUUUGACAACAAGGUCGUGUGCGAACUGAUCGAGGAGAAGAGGCCGCCGGGUGUCUUCUCAGCGCUCAAUGAUGCUUGCGCGACGGCGUCUGCAGAUCCGUCAGCAGCAGACCGGACAUUCGUGCAGAGUCUGAACUCCCUGUCUGGCAACCCGAACUUUGCGCCUCGACAAGGACAAUUCGUCAUCAAGCACUAUGCUGGUGAUGUGAAUUACGCUGUGGAAGGCAUGACUGACAAGAACAAGGAUCAACUGCUCAAAGACAUCCUCAAUCUCUGUGCUCAAAGCUCGAACCAGUUCGUGCAUACUCUCUUCCCACAUGAGGUUGACCAGGACAACCGACGGAGGCCACCCACUGCAGGCGACAAGAUCAAGGCCUCGGCGAACGAUCUUGUGACGACUCUGAUGAAGUGCACGCCCAGCUACAUCCGAACCAUCAAGCCGAACGAGAACAAAAGCCCAACAGAAUUCAACAGCCCGAACGUGCUCCAUCAGAUCAAAUACCUCGGUCUGCAGGAGAACGUUCGCAUCCGGCGAGCAGGCUUCGCAUAUCGACAGACGUACGAGAAGUUCGUGGAGCGCUUCUACCUGCUGUCGCCGAAGUGCAGUUACGCAGGCGAGUAUACCUGGACCGGCGAUGCGAAGUCGGGCGUGCGGCAGAUUCUCAAAGAUACCAGCAUACCACCUGAGGAAUGGCAGAUGGGUGUCACGAAAGCCUUCAUCAAGACGCCAGAGACGCUGUUCGCGCUGGAAACGAUGAGAGACAAGUACUGGCACAACAUGGCUAUUCGGAUACAGCGCGCCUGGCGGAAUUACUUGCGCUACCGGACGGAGUGUGCCAUUCGGAUUCAGAAGUUCUGGAGGAAGAAGAGUGGUGGCGAGCCGUUCCAGGUGCUACGCGACGAAGGCCACAAAUUGCUCGGCGGCCGGAUGGAGAGGAGAAGAUACUCUCUGGUCGGCUACAGGCGGUUUGUUGGCGAUUACCUGGGCAUCGACAACCGCGGUGGUACUGGCGAGGUCCUCCGCAACAGCGCCAACAUCUCUUCGAGCGAGCGUACACUCUUCUCAUGUCGAGCUGAAUUGCUGGUGUCUAAGCUCGGCCGCUCAAGCAAGCCAGAACCACGCUUUCUCGUCCUCACCAACAAGAGCGUCUACCUCAUCAAGCAGGCCAUGGUCAACAAGCAGAUGCAGAUCUUCUCGGAGCGGACUAUGCCUGUCGGGUCGAUCAAGUUUGUCAGCACGAGCUCGCUGAAGGAUGACUGGUUUGCACUCGGUGUCGGCAGCCCUCAGGAGCCGGAUCCACUGAUCAACUGUAUCUUCAAGACUGAGUUCUUUACACAGCUGAGGGUAGCUUCGCGGGGCUCGUUGCAGCUUCAGAUCGGCGAGACCAUCCAAUACAACAAAAAGCCUGGCAAGCUGGCGAUCAUCAAAGCUAUUAAAGAUCCCCAGGUGCGGAGAGACGACAUCUACAAGUCCGGAGAGGUGCGCACUGGACCUGGUGAGCCGCCGAACAGCGUCAGCAAGCAAACACCGAAGGGCAAGAGCGUGCCUGGUAAGAAGAUCACCACUGGCAAAUUGCUCAAGAAGAGCGAGGGUGGCAAGCUUUCGCAGCAGGCCAGGAGGCCGAUCCCGCAAGCCCAGCCUUUGCCCGGUCAGUCGACAUCGAGAGCUCCGGCGGCCGAGAGGGUGGUACCCUCACCACAGCCUCAAGUACAGCAGCAACCGCAAGCCCCACGGCAACCUGUCGCAGCGAUGUCGAAUGGCACACCAAGCCAUGAGCGGAAUGUCUCUACUGCUUCGACUGCUUCGUCGACAAGAGCGCCUCCGCCACCACCGCCCCCUGCCGCGGCUGCGCCGCCGAAGGACCCGCAGUACAAGGCUUUGUAUGAGUUCCAGGGUCAGACGAGCGGAGAGCUGAGUCUGAAGGCUGGCGAGGUUAUCUUCGUCACGCAGAAGGAGACGAAUGGUGAGUUCUACAAAUCCACUUCCAUCUUCAACGCACAUGCUAACGUCAACACAGGAUGGUGGCUAGCCCGCCGUACCGACUCGUCCGCCUCCGGCUGGGCUCCCGCCGCAUACCUUGAGGAAGUCCGCGCCGCCCCACCUCCACCUCCACCGGCUGCAGCUCGACCUGCUCCACCUCCUGCUCCUGCAGCAGCGAAGACCAACGGCGCGCCGGCCGUGAAAGCUAAGCCGACACCCCCAGCGCCUCCAGCGAAACGCCCAGCAAACCGAACCAAACCUUCUGCCCCCGAAGCGCCGAGAGAUAGCGGCUACUCGAACGGAGGGACGCCGAAUGGCAGUGGUGCUGCGACACCGAGUGGAGGUGGUGGGCCACCGAGCUUGGCAGGAAACCUUGCGGAUCUGCUGAAGGCGAGACAGAAGGCUAUGCAUGAUGAUGACGAUCAGGGCGGGAACAAUUGGUAG